AUGGACAUAGUCUAAAAAAUAAAGAAAUAACUCCAUAAAACUCGUUUUUGGGUGAAUAAAUUCAAUGUAAUUGCAAUUUUUUCUCAUGAAAAUUAAUAAUAACUAUAAUAAUAAGCAAAGAUCGCAAAUAGGCAAGGGAAUAAGAAGAAAUUAAUAAAGCUGUAAAAAAUUAAACCAAAAAUAACUGUAAUAAUAUGUUACUAAAGGUAUUAAGAUGUACCUCAAGUCAUGGUAGUGUACGAGUAGCGAGAUUUGGUCUCAAUUUUGUUGCUCAGUUUAAAGUAGUCAGUUUAAGAAAUAUUUAAUAUAAAUUUUCUUUAUUUUUUACUUGUUUUAGUUAGUGAAAAUAAAUCAGUAUUUAAUAUCGAUGUAACUAUCAUGUUUGAUUGA
This is a messenger RNA of Tetrahymena thermophila SB210, 390 nucleotides long. RefSeq lists its product as hypothetical. Lineage: Eukaryota; Ciliophora; Oligohymenophorea; Hymenostomatida; Tetrahymenidae. The record is from RefSeq and is a predicted model, not a curated record. The transcript has a single exon.